Corticium candelabrum is the source of this 1237-nucleotide messenger RNA. Its product is annotated as cilia- and flagella-associated protein 77-like. The coding region runs from base 58 to 759 and encodes 233 amino acids. Lineage: Eukaryota; Metazoa; Porifera; Homoscleromorpha; Homosclerophorida; Plakinidae. The transcript has 6 exons. The record is from RefSeq and is a predicted model, not a curated record.
UUGUGUUGCUACGGCGUUGCCAGCGCAAACGAACUCACAGAAACAAGCCGAAACAUCAUGAACAGAAAGAGAUCGGGCAAUCCGCUGCUAGCAAAGCCAGAACUUGGCAAAGUGACGACGCGCUUCUUCACGCUUCCAUCCGAUGACUUCACCUACGGCCGUAGAAGCGUCGGUAAAGACGGAGGGACAGCAGAAGCACUGUCUUCAUGGGCACAGAUAGCUUACCUACAGUCGCAAGAUAAGAAGGCCGCUGCACAGCGCGACUUUAUUACUCUGAACAAAGUGGCUGUAAAGAAUGGACUAACAACGGCACAGGAACAGUUUCAAUUUAGAGCGAUACACGAUUUUCGUCUGCAGUCUAAACACAGCGGCAAGAGACGGACGAGGAGCGUCCCACCAAACAUUACAUUUGGGACUUGUACUAGACCUUCAACUCCAAUAAGCAGUCUACUUGAAAAUCGAUAUCAAACCGAAUGGCUGGAAAAUCGACGAAGGGCGGAGUUAGCUCAACUGGAUGAAGCUAAGAAGUCGAUUGCUAGCAAACGAUAUGAAACUCGAGCAUCUCUUCUCAGAAAACACUCACAACCAGUCGAGCCUCCACCGCCAUGGCAUCUUCCUAAAUUUUCAAGGGUUCCUGGUCGUUUGGUGUCGUUUCGCUCACCACAAGCCAGGGAGACUGCCAUGAAGUAUCACGCAUUCGAUGGCACAUCAAGAAAGGGAAUGUUUGGACAAGGCAUUUAUACUGCAGCUACUACGUAAUUAGCUUGACUAUACUGUAGUAUUAAAUGUUGUUCCUAUGUUGUAUGUAGUGCGACUGUGGACGUACAGAUCGUGUAGCUAGUCGAGAUCAUAUGGACAGUAGAUUUGCUUUUGGGCCUCGUAUUCUGUAUUUACACAUUGCAUGGCGCUGAACGGGUUUUCAUUAUAGUUUGAACACAUCAGGGAUCAUGUAGCAAUUUGUUGGUAGAUGUAGUCGGCUUUCUAUAGAGAGACUUUUGAUCAGUCUAAAUACAUUGUACUGUAGAUGAGUUCUAAGAAUUUUACAUAUUCCAUUCUAAGUGUUCAUUGCAGUUUCUCACAUGGAUAGGUAUGUAUGUAUAUGUAGGCCUGUGGUGUAUCUAAAUAAUAUUAUUGCUUUUAUAUUUUGUUUAUUGUUUACUUGUUUGUUUGUUUUUCAUAUUUACUCAAGAAAAACAAUUCACAGAAAGUCUAAUCUACCAUCUAGUCGUGUGCACGU